GCCCGCGCGCGCACACUGGGAGAAGGGCACUCGGCGUCCGGACGCGCGCUGACAGCUCCCGGGUUGCUAAAGGGAGGCCGCCCACCUGGCCCUCGCGUGGCGGGGAGCGGAGCGCGUCGAGCCCGCGGUCUGGCAUUGAUUGGCCCUGCCUGGCUCAGCCCCCGUCCCUGCAGCGGACUGCGGAGCCUGUCAGACCUGAGCAGUCGGCCGGCUGCUCUCAGGGAGGGAGACAGGUGAGCCACCCGAGGUGGGGGAACGCGAGGCGGGAUGCUUCGGCGAUCUCGCCUCCCAGACUCCCUCCUCUUCAGCCCGAAUCCACUCGAGCAGCCAGGACUGGGAAAAGGGUGUAGGACGAGAAGUAGCAGCGAAAGGGGGACAGGAGGGAAGCAGGGUCGGGAGAAGGGCGAUCCCUUGGGGGAGGGCAGGUGCAGACCGUGUGUGUGGGCACGGUGCUCCAUCUGGGUGCGUGCCCGUCAGUUCCCUGGAGUCAACGCGCAGUUCUGCGCCCGGACGGUGUCCAGGUACCCGCUGGGUGGGUCUGCGCCUUCACCUCCCUGGGUCAGCCUACCUUUGUGUUUCGUGCAUGGUUCUUCUUGUUUCUGGAGAGUCAGUUCCUGGAGGAAUUGCUAGGCCUGCCCGCGCUCCUCGGGCUGACAGCCAGGCCCGCCCCCUUCUCUCAGCAGCCUGGGGCUGAGAAGGGGGCCCAGGCCCCAGCCACCAUGGCGCUGCCUCCGGGCUCAGCUGCCCUCCCGCACGCACUGCUGCUCCUGCCAGCCCUCCUGAGCCCAGGUUGGGGGGAGUUGGCUCCACAAAUCGAUGGUCACACCUGGGCUGAGCGAGCACUCCGUGAGAAUGAGCGCCACGCCUUCACCUGCCGAGUGGCAGGGGGGCCUGGCACCCCCAGGUUGGCCUGGUACCUGGAUGGACAGCUGCAGGAGGCCAGCACCUCGAGACUGCUGAGUGUGGGCGGGGAGGCUUUCUCUGGAGGUACCAGCACGUUUACUGUCACUGCCCAGCGGGCCCAGCAUGAGCUCAACUGCUCCCUCCAGGACCCCGGUAGUGGCCGGUCAGCCAACGCCUCGGUCAUCCUCAAUGUGCAAUUUAAGCCAGAGAUUGCCCAGGUCGGGGCCAAGUACCAGGAAGCUCAGGGCCCAGGCCUCCUGGUUGUCCUGUUUGCCCUGGUGCGUGCCAACCCACCUGCCAACGUCACCUGGAUCGACCAGGAUGGGCCAGUGACUGUCAACACCUCCGACUUCCUGGUGCUGGAUGCCCAGAACUACCCCUGGCUCACCAACCACACCGUGCAGCUGCAGCUCCGCAGCCUGGCACACAACCUCUCGGUGGUGGCCACCAAUGACGUGGGUGUCACCAGUGCCUCACUUCCGGUCCCAGGGCUCCUGGCCACCCGGGUGGAAGUGCCACUGCUGGGCAUCGUUGUGGCUGGAGGGCUUGCCCUGGGCACCUUGGUGGGGUUCAGUACCCUGGUGGCCUGCCUGGUCUGCAGGAAAGAGAAGAAGACCAAAGGCCCCUCUCGGCGUCCCUCUCUGGUUUCUAGUGACUCCAACAACCUGAAACUCAACAACGUGCGCCUGCCGCGGGAGAACAUGUCCCUCCCGUCCAACCUUCAGCUCAACGAUCUCACUCCUGACGCCAGAGGGAAGCCAACAGAGCGGCCGGUGGCUCGGGACAGCAGCCGCCCAGAGCUCCUGGAACCAGAGCCCGGUGGCCUGCUCACCAGCCGAGGUUUCAUCCGCCUGCCCAUGCUGGGCUACAUCUACCGAGUGUCCAGUGUGAGCAGCGAUGAGAUCUGGCUCUGAGCCCAUGGCGAGACGGGGUGUCCUGUUGGCUCCUGGGAGCCUCUGGGCACCCUCCCGCACCUCUAAGGAAGCCCUCCUGCUACCGCACGUCCUCUGCCUGCUGUGUCACCAUCAGGAAGAGACAGUGCCACUGCCACUUCUGCUGCUUCCUGGUGGGUGCCCUGCGUCGUGCACAGGAUGCAUCUCCCUGGACCUGGUUCUGGCCUGCAGGGGCACAGGACCCUUGGUGGGGCUGCCAGCUGGACCCGAGUGCCUGUGCUAACUCAGGUGGGGGCCCAGGCCCAUGGGCCCUUUGGCCAGGUGUGCUCUGAUGUCUCCCAGAACCAAUGUGGCAUGGCCUACAGUGCGCCCCUCAACCUUUUGCACAGGGAGGGCCCUGCCCAACUCAGACCUCCUUCCUACGCCAUGCAGCUUUGCUCCCUCAGGGAAUAGCUCUGACCCUGCUAGCUAUAUAGAGCUGCCCUCUGCACAGGAACCCACCUGGCCCUGGGCUGUGGCCAAGCAUGAGCCAGGCCCUUCUGCUGUGGACCUCUGCCCUGCUCUGCCUCUCGCCCCAGCCUCCUCCUGGGUGUCAAAGGUUUCCCCCACCUGCACUUCACCGGGCAACUCCAGUAGGGCUAGCACCUACUGUUAGCACAACUUGGAGAAGUGGGAGGUGGUGAGUCUGGUGGCACCACGACAGCAUGAAGCUAUGCAUUAUUUCCUUACAGUGUUAGCACUUUAAGCACAUCCCCUGGGGAAGGGGGAGUGAGGGUCCAGUGCCCUCUUGGCUUCCCCAAGUCUGGCCUUCCUGUGAUUCACCGUGAGUGACCUGAGCCCUCGGGAUUGAUGGCUCCCUCUCAGCAUGCCUCACCCACCGUGGGCACUGCGGCCCAGCUGCCCGGCUGCAAGAAGCCCUCCUCCCGCCCCACCCUCGUUUCCCAGAGGAUGGUCACACCAGGCACGUCACUCCACAGUGCCAGGUGCUUUCGGGAUGCACAGAGAGAGGGACCCCACACACCCCGAGCGACCUAAGAGCACUUUAAAAAGCAACAUGGAAAUGACAGCGAAGUGGCAGUGCAGUGUAUGUUUCCCUUGUUGCUAUCUUGUUCGUAAUUUUUCUCAUACUGCCUUGGAAGUGCUGAGCACACAGGAGACUCCAUAAACUUGACUGGAUAAAAUUCCCCAUGUCUGCUUCCUUUCUUCAAAUGAAGUGUUUGUUUGUUUUAGGUUUUUGCCUUAGGGAGUAUGUGCUUGGCAGAGAGAGAGAAACAGAGAUAGAAGGAAAG
Tupaia belangeri chinensis (Chinese tree shrew) is the source of this 3085-nucleotide messenger RNA. It is a transcript of the gene TMEM25, whose product is annotated as transmembrane protein 25. The transcript has 8 exons. Lineage: Eukaryota; Metazoa; Chordata; Mammalia; Scandentia; Tupaiidae. Gene Ontology annotation, biological process: negative regulation of excitatory postsynaptic potential. The record is from RefSeq and is a predicted model, not a curated record. The coding region runs from base 720 to 1817 and encodes 365 amino acids.